Molecule: messenger RNA, 637 nt
Organism: Rubroshorea leprosula
Lineage: Eukaryota; Viridiplantae; Streptophyta; Magnoliopsida; Malvales; Dipterocarpaceae
Source: the annotation of a GenBank genome assembly
AAUUUAAUAAUUAAAUUCAAGAUAAAACUUAAAUUCUUACCUACUAGAAACAAAUGCUAUUCUGUUAUGCUCCAGUGAAGAAGAAGAGGAUCUGUUUUGCUGUUGUUGCUCAGUUUAGUGGAUGAAGGGGAGGAAGGUGCUGCUACUUUGUUUGAUGGAUGAAGGAGAGGCUGUUUCUGACUUUUUGCCCACUGGGAAGGAGAGGAAGGAAGCUACUGUUGUUCAAUGGAGGAAGGCAACGAAGAUGAGCCGUGAAAGGCUAGAAGAGAUUGCCAACGAUGGUGGUGGAGAGCAGAUGCAGAUUUGUUCUGCUGCUGCUGCUGCUGCUCAGUUCGGUACUUCGGUGCUGCUGCUUUGUUUGGCGAAGGAGAAGCUGUUGUCUGGUGGAGGAAGGCAAAGGAGAUGAGCCGCAAUGGUGGUUGAGACUCUUGAGAGCAGAGAGGCCGGGGGAGGAAGGAGGAUAUGUUCUAUUUGAAGUCUAGAACUUUCUUUGUGUUUCUAUUUUCUACAAUUUUUUUGGACUACCGAUGUAGAGUAUGGUUUUCUUCCUUUUUUUUCGGUUUUGAUGUUUUUUUAUUUGACCUUAAUUCUAGUUUAAGAAGUUUUUAUAUAAUAAUAUUAAAAAGGUGGGAUAAAA